CAAAAUUAAUGACUAAAGACUAAAAAACUAGAUUUUUAACUUUUCACACAAUAUAGUUUAUUAAGACAGAUGUUUUCCUGUUGUCCACUAGGGUUUCUUUUCCUUAAGCAUGCUAUGAGAAGCUAUUCUGAAAAUAGGAUCAAAAAAUUCCAAAUUCAGGGGGGGGGGCGAAUGUCCCCUGCCCCCCUUGUAUCCGCCCCUGAUACUCCUUCUCGAAUUUAAUGCACAAUCUAAUGCGAAGUAAUUUAAUCAGCCUUUUAUAUCGAAACAGUACCAGGAAUACAUUUAUUGGACUGUACAAUGUUAUGUCAGUAGAAAUAUCAAAUUUUUAAGAGAGAAGAAAAUACCUCUAUAACGCAAUAUUAUUUCAAACAAAUAGAAGGAAGUGUAUUGGAGAAGAAAUGAAUUUCGAAGAAAAUGGAGAAACUCCCUUUAAGAAAGAAAAAUGUACAUAUCCUAUUCUAGAAAACACAUGUAACAUUUUUGUACAAGAAGAAAACACAAAGACGGAGAUUAAUAAAAUUGAAGAUGAAGACCUGGAUCAGAAAGAAGAUCCGCUUCACUUCAACCCAAAGCAACCAAAAAAGAGUGAUCACAGAAUAAUUGAGUAUCCUUGUACUAAAUGUGAUUAUGUGGCGACUCGGAAAUAUUACCUGAAGACACAUAUUAAGAGUGAGCAUGAAGGAAUAAGAUACCCAUGUAAUCAGUGUAUCUUUGUUGCAUUUAAUGUAGUAAAUCUAAAUAGACAUAUCAAAUGUAGACAUGAUAAAGUAAGGUAUCCUUGUAAUAGAUGUGAUUUUGUAAGUACCCGACAAGAUCAUCUCAAAAAGCAUAUUGACAGUGUUCACGAAGGAGUAAGAUAUCCCUGUUCUAAGUGCGAUUAUGUUACAACUAAAGUUGAUUAUUUGAAGCAUCAUAUUACAACAAAACAUGAAGAAGUUAAAUAUUAUUGCAAUACUUGUGAUUAUGUUUCAACUACAGCAGGAGGUCUAAAGAAACAUAUUGAGAGUAAACACGAAGGAAUAAGAUAUCCUUGUAAUAAAUGUGAUUAUGUUUCAACUACUGCUGGGAAUUUAAAGAUACAUAUCGAGAAUAAACACGAAGGAAUAAGAUAUCCUUGUAUUGAAUGUGAUUAUGUUUCAACUACAACAGGAGGUCUAAAAACACACAUUGAGAGUAAACACGAAGGAUUAAAAUAUCCUUGCAAUAAAUGUGAUUAUGUAGCAACCUUUCCACAAUCUUUAAAGGCGCAUACUAAAAAUAGACAUGACUCUGUGGGAUAUCCUUGUACUCAGCGUGCAUAUAUUGCACCUAAACCAGUUAGCCUAAAGAAACAUAUUAAAAGUAAACCGUCAGGAGUGAUUUACUCUUGUAAACUGUGUGAAUUUACUGCCACUGAUUCAAGACGCCUCAAAAAGCAUAUGGAACUUAUACACGAAGGAGUGAGAUAUCCCUGUUUGCAGUGUGAAUUUGCUGCAACCACAUCAGGGGGUUUAAAGCGCCAUGAAGAGAAUAAACAUUCAGGAGUACGGUAUCUGUGUGUCCAUUGUGGAUAUUCUGCAUCAACACCAAACAGUCUCAAGAAUCAUGUUCAAAAUAUUCACCAAAAAGGAGAAGAAAAAUAUCUGUGUGAGAAAUGUGAUUUUAUUACAACUAGAACAUAUUAUUUAAAGAGACACAUGAAGUGCAAGCAUGAGGGAUUUAAAUAUUUAUGUGAGAAAUGUGAGUAUGUUGCAAGGGAAGCAAUGACUCUGAGAAAUCACAUAAAGAGCAAACAUGAAGGAGUGAGAUAUCCAUGUGAUCAGUGUAAAUUUUCCUCCACCUCAAAAGGAGGGUUGAAAAAGCAUGUUGAUAUUAAACAUAAACGAGUGAGAUAUCCUUGUGAAAGAUGUGAAUAUACUGCAACUACUCCUGGGAGCCUAAAGCUUCACAUUGCAAGUAAACAUGAGGGUGUAAGAUAUCAAUGUGAUCAGUGUGAGUAUGCUGCAACUACAUCUGUCAGUUUAAAGACACAUACUAAGAGUAAACAUUUAGGAUAUAGCUAUCUUUGUGACGAGUGUGAUUAUGUGACAAAUUACCCAAGCAAUCUAAAGAUCCAUGUUAAGAGAAAACAUGCAGUAACAAUUCUUGCGACCAGUGUAUUACAGCAAGCAUAAAAUGACAGAUAUAAAGAUUAAAAGAUUUAAAGGUGUGUAUAUGAUUUUGAUAUUUUUAUAUCUCUCAAUUGGUCUCUUUUAUCGAAAUGACUCCCAUUGUUUUUUCUAAAACAAAAUGAAGUGUACAUGUGUCAUA
Messenger RNA from Eurytemora carolleeae, 2292 nucleotides. RefSeq names its product zinc finger protein 142. Gene Ontology annotation, cellular component: nucleus. The coding region runs from base 402 to 2156 and encodes 584 amino acids. Lineage: Eukaryota; Metazoa; Arthropoda; Copepoda; Calanoida; Temoridae. The transcript has 3 exons. Gene Ontology annotation, biological process: regulation of gene expression. The record is from RefSeq and is a predicted model, not a curated record.